GGUUAUACUUGAGCGCAUGCGUAUUUACAUGAAGUCGACGUCAGCUUUCGAGAACAUACGUGGCCUUUACACAGAGCAGUCACAAAAAGAAGUAUUCAGAAAACUCCGUUGGACCAAAACCUUUCCAACAUGGACCAAGUAAUGCAAUUUGUGGAGCCCAGUCGGCAGUUUGUGAAGGACUCGAUAAGGCUUGUGAAGAGGUGUACCAAGCCUGACAGAAAAGAAUUCUCGAAGAUUGCCAUGGCCACAGCGAUAGGUUUUGCUAUCAUGGGCUUCAUUGGUUUCUUCGUCAAACUCAUCCACAUCCCAAUCAACAACAUCAUUGUUGGUGGUUGAAUAUCUCCCCUGACUGACUACCUGCAACUGGACAUGGGAUCAAAGUGCUGAUGUUUUUUAAAAAUACAUAUUAUAAUUAUCUUCUGUUCAUAUUUGUUUGCUUUGUAAAUAAAUUUGGAUUAAUAAGA
Messenger RNA from Coregonus clupeaformis (lake whitefish), 464 nucleotides. RefSeq names its product protein transport protein Sec61 subunit gamma. The record is from RefSeq and is a predicted model, not a curated record. The transcript is spliced from 4 exons. Gene Ontology annotation, biological process: post-translational protein targeting to membrane, translocation; protein targeting. Lineage: Eukaryota; Metazoa; Chordata; Actinopteri; Salmoniformes; Salmonidae. Bases 130 to 336 code for a protein of 68 amino acids. Gene Ontology annotation, molecular function: transmembrane protein transporter activity. Gene Ontology annotation, cellular component: Ssh1 translocon complex; membrane.